UUCUCCUAGGAUGACAAUUUGUGCUCACUGCUAGUGAGAGGGUGAGUAAGCUGCCAGAGUCCUCACUGAAGCUGCUGGCAUGUUUUUCUUGUGGGGGAGAGGACACUCAGCAAAGGAGAGGGUGAGAAUUGCCAAGAGAUGGGCAGAGAAAUCAGCCAAGUGUGAGAUUCACCACAGCUUAUCUGUCAACACCCACCAUGGCAAACCAGCCCUGGUAAGCACUGUGUUCCUCACAUCAAGCAGAAGAGCGUGCUGUGUUGUGGGCAGGACCUGGUGUUGCCAAAAAAUAAUGUAAGUGUGUGGGAGAGAGCAUCUAUUUUUUUACCUCUGAAUCAGGAAAGGGUUCAAGCUAGCUGUGUCCAAAGACAGACUCAACCCCUGUUAAGGAAGGCAAGCUACCUGCAAAGGUGUAUUUCAAGCUUCUCCACACUCUUCUUGGACAACUCCAGUAGGUGGUAACCUAUCUUGAGAGCAGAGUUGGAAAUUAGGUCUGUCCCUCUUCUCCUUGUUCCCACUUUUUCAUGCCCCCACAGUCACACUGAGCAGGCAUCCGGGUUCUGCCAUCAUUUUUAAAACAGUCUAGAGUUUUACUACUAGUCACCAGUAGUAAUACCAACAGUAACAACUAGGAUGGUGAUAGAAUAAAGCUUGAGACAUAAUAAAAGUGUGAGACACUUAAAACUCUGUGGGUCUUUCCUUUGGGGAAGAGGAGUUACAUCUACAAAAGAGGCUCAUAACCACUGUGCACCCGUUUGUAAACAGUGUGUGAUACUCACGCUCAUGAGGCAGUAGCCAGAGCACUGUGCUGUGUGUCUCUCCUAUGAUUAGCCAGACAAAGCCAUGAGCAAGAGCAGAGGAGACAGAUAGAAGAAGCAGGCAGUCCAAAGGUCAUGGCAAACCCAACAAUUCAUUUGGCAUAGCCCAGGUCUGUGGAAGGAAGGCUGUAUCCUCCCUGGGCCUUACAGAUGACCCUACCCUACAGCUAUUGGGUGAUUAACUUCCCACUGCAUGUGAUCCUGCCUAUCUCAUCCUUUCUACAAAUCUGAAGGUUGAAAACUCCACAUGUGCUUCAGCAUAGCCGUGGUUGAAGAGAGUUGCACCUCCGUCCCUCGCUCUGCAGAUGCUGAUGAGGUGAAGGUGUCUAUCUGGAUGGUGUUGAGCACAGAUGUGGCUCAUAUUUUACUACUGUCUGUCCCUGAAUCAGAGAAUGAUGUUGGGUAUAAGUGGAAUCUGCAGUUACCAUAAGGGCUCCUUCCCACCACAAACAAAGAAUAAACAUGCUGUUAAGUUCAGGUGCAUGAAUAAAUUACUGGGUCUUAGCAACUCACCUCAAGUUAAUAGACCUACAGUGACUGCCUGCAAGUCAGUCUUAACCCACAGUAAAUACAUGAGAAAAAGUCAUUGACUUCAGGUGCAGGGAAAAGCUAUUGCUCCCACAACCUUUAAUACCACAAUGAGCUUCAAAAGAUGGCAUCAUCUCUUAAGGAGACUUAGCCAAGAUGCAGUAACUUUUGACCCCUGAAUGUUCAUCAGAAUCAUGCCCCAUGGAUUUGCCCAAGGCCAGGCCUCAGAUUCAGUGCUACAGGUAUGCAGUCAGAGUAGUUACUCCAGAUAAGAGCUUAUAAACCCAGAGCAAUAGAUGGACCCUGUUCUUGGACUAGUUAGCUACUGCAUGGCUCACCACUUAUAAAGUUCAGUUAAAAGGAUAAAGCUGAAAAAGCAUUGUUCCUCAGCCAUCCAGCACAAGAAACACAAAUUUGCUCCAAUCCCAGCAAGUGUUGUAGUACAUUAUAUCCUUGUUCUCAGCUUUAAUACCUUGUUAAAAUAGUCAGGAAAGAACACAAAGAGUCGACGAAGGUUGAUGGCAAAGAGACUGUCUACUUGCCCUUACUUUCCUCAAGCAUACAGUAGAAAAAUCUUGUUUAGAUUCAUGCUCAUGCAGUAGCUGAGUAUAACCUAUAUUCUUUAGAUGUGCUGGAAAUUAAGAACAUUUCCUUCCUUUAUUUGAUUCCAUCCAUAUUUCCUGCUCCCAUGACCUCACCUUGCAACACAGGCUAGGCUCUCAGAUGCUGAUAAAAGAUGCAAUAACGUGUAUUGACUUACAUCAGCAGCUCAGAAGCUUUUACCAUAAGUUGAGCUAUGACUGCACCAGCACUGAAAGCUUCAUCCAUGAAAAAGCCCAUCCACUUCUGGUCAUGUCAUCUUUAGCUACCUAUGCUGCAGAACAAGAAUCUCCACCAGUGGGGUAGAGACAGGGAGUAGACAGCAGCAUAUGAGAAAUUACUAUGGAUCUCAAAAGUUUUCUUGUGUUCAAACCGUGUUAUUCUCCUGAUAACAUAGAGGCAGAUGUUUCCUAUCGCCAUAUAUUGGAAUGCAGAGAGUGAGGAAGAACACACUUCACCUCAAGAGAUUUUCAGGCUUUGCUCUGAAGAGCUGCUCAAAGAAUAGAAAAGCCUUCAUAAGGGCAAAAUAGCUGAGCAUUUUUAUGAGCACUAGACCAGAGAAAAGAACUGGCAGGGAAUCUGUGUGCUUACAAAAGCAUGUGUAUCCGCAUUCCUCCACUGCAAGCAGAAGUACUGGAUGGCCUCAAUAUGCACACAGUUAUCUCUGCAUAGCAAGAAACAGAGGUUAAAAGAGUCUGUGUUCUUCUAUAAAAGGAUUAUUACAUUGAGAGACUGCACACACAAGGUAGUUAAUUUUAAUUUAGGUAAGGAUGAAUGUCACCUUCUAGCAUCUUACACCCAGACAAAAGCCCCCCCAUUCUGAUUCAAUUUACUCCCAUUUCUAAUGUUGAUUAAACUCAGUUAGAUGAAGCAUUCCUCUUCCAGUCUGACAGCUAUUGCCAAGAUAUUUUUCAGAGAGGGAAGUUUAUGGAGUAAAUGACCAGCUUAGUGCUUUUGAAAUAAUUUGCUGGGCCAAAGCUUGCCUGGUAUUUUGAAGUUAUAAUGCAGAAAGGUAAAAUAUGUUGACAAAAAAGCCACUUCUGCUAGUGCUAGGUUAAAUAAUGUACAACAAUCUAUUUCUUUAGCUACCUUUUUAAUCUUGAAAAACUACAGUUGGGAAACAAAACGUAUAUUCUUUUGAGUAAGCAUUUAAAAAGCCGUUUAAUGCAUUCCUUUGCAAAUCUUAUUAAGUUUUACUCUUCCAAAUUGCAGUGAACACUUAUUUUCUUGACAGGACAGAAAACAUGCAAACACACAGUAACUAUGCCAUAUGGGCUUUAUGCAACAGCAAAGUAGACAUGGCAGUGGUUUUAUGAAGUUCUGGUGGCUCAAACACUUAAUCUUUAAGAAACAGAUCUGUUUUGGAGAGUUAGCAAGAAUAUAUUUAACUUGCUAUCAACCCAAAGGGAUAAUCCUGAAAAUGGAACAUUUGUGCCUUCAAACUGCAAAUUAAGGUCCAUAAAAUAGGAACUGUGGCACCAGGAAAUCCGUCUGAUAAUUAUGAGUCAUUUCACAUGCCCCUUAUUUUCCCAAGCAAAUGCAAAAAAUUCAGGGUUUUAAACAGAAAUACAGGAAGUCCUUAUAUGAGUUUUAAAAGGAUUCCCACUCUAUAAUGUUCAAAAAAAAGUGGGAUUUUUGGCACUGCUGCAUCCAUGCAGGCUCAGUUACUAGAAAGUAGCCUUUCACUCAGCACAGUAUUAUACGGGUUUAAAGGGAAAAUCAAACACAAGCAUUUUUGUUAAACAAAAAUGUAAUUAGGUGUCACGUAAUUUUUACUUUUUGCAUUUCUAAUACUCCCUUAUUGACCUGCAAGGCCAAGGGAGACUAAAGAGCUCAUUGCCAUUUUCUUACAGAUCUGGUAUUUGCAAGUUGAGUAGUUCACUAGCACUUAAACGGUAUUUCAGUAAUGAUGCAGCAGCUGGGGAUAUGGGAUACAUAAUGUAGCAAGAUCGAGAUUCUCUGGUUAUGUGCAUCCUAGACCCAUGCAGAACAAUGUAUACACUGAGCUUUUCAUGCUCAUGUUGCCAACAGGAGCGUUACUCAUAAUGUAGAAGUUUAAGUCUCCACUAUAAAAAACAGACUUGCCCCUGAAGAAGAUAUGCUGGGCCAUAGACGCUAAGGUUCUUAGUGCUAAAUCAAAGCAUGAUUCCGAUCUCAGUGCCGCCUAUGAAAAAUAGGGUUGAAUAGAGAUCCUUUAAUAUAAAAGAAAAUCAGCUUCUGAUCCGUUUGAAGGUAAAAAUAUUUUUGACUACGAAUGCAGGAAUCGCAGUGCACACCAGUUAAUCAGAUAGCAUUUACUUUCCAGAAAAUAAACUAUGUGAUUGAUGUUCAACCAGAGCAAUCAUAUGCUCAGAGUAGUUAAAGUCCCUAUAUUGCACUUAUAUUUUCAUCUGGACCUUUUGGGCAGUGUGCUGAAUGACUUUGAAUUUUUGCAAGGAGGAAAGAAUCACAAAAUAUGGUACUACUUGCACCUGUGUUUGUGCCUCUUCUGUUAUACUCACAGUGAAGAAACCACCAUCACCACAGACACAUAACCAAAUACUCUAUCUCUCAACGCAAAUAUAUGGUCUCUGGUGAAGGGUGGCACAUGGGAAGGCUUCUCCCAUUGAGGUGUUGGCAAAGCUCCAACACAAGACAGCUGGAUACAGCUCUUUCCAUUCUCCUUCCUCUGUAGGCACUCAGCAGUUAGCUCGCCUCACACACCUCUGAGGGUGACACAUACUGUUCCACGGUGGGGCUGCUGAAUUCCCAGCUUCUCAAAGCCUGAGCAAAAGAUGUGGCCAUGAUUGCCCACAGCAUGGAUAACAACAGCAGUCCUGUUGUUCUCCCUACCUUCCUGCUCCUGCUGCAGAGCAAGAGCUACCCGGAGACUCCCAUCCCUCCUGCUGGCUACGAGAUGACAGCAUCACCCACAGGACCCAGCUCAAGCAGGAACCACACUGUCUUGCUGUAUGACCUCCAGCGGGGGGAAAUUACAGCAGCCAGCAUGGUUUUGGGAGCAUUGUGGCUGGUGUCUCUCGUUGGAAACUCCCUUGUUUGCUUAGUGAUCCAUCGGAGUAGGAGGACACAAUCCACCACCAAUUAUUUUGUUGUCUCCAUGGCUUGUGCAGACCUGCUCACCAGUGUCACAAGUGUGCCCUUUGUGCUGCUUCAGUUCAUCUAUGGCAGGUGGACACUGGGAAAUGUGAUGUGCAAACUGGUAAGGUACAUCCAGUACCUCACCCCUGGAGUGCAGAUAUAUGUGCUCCUCUCUAUAUGUGUGGAUCGAUUCUACACUAUCAUCUACCCCCUGAGCUUUAAAGUGUCCAGGGAGAAAGCCAAGAAAAUGAUUGUGGCCUCUUGGCUCUUUGAGGCUGCAUUUGCAUCACCUGCUCUCUUUUUCUACAACUCCAACAGUGACGACCACUGCAACUUUUUUCUCCCCAGUUCUUGGGAAGGAGUUACCUAUGGUGUCAUCCGCCUCUUGGUGGUGUUUUUGACCCCAUCUACCCUCAUCGUCUUCUUCUACCAGAGGGUCAUCAAGUACAUUUGGAGAAUAGGCACCGACGGCAGGACUGUCAGGAGGACAACAAAUACUGUCCCAAGAACAAAAGUGAAAACCAUCAAAAUGUUCUUAAUGUUAAACUCGGUCUUUCUCCUCUCCUGGUUUCCUUUCUACAUGGUACAGCUGUGGCACCCACAGGAAAUCAACUACAGAAAGAGCUCCCUGGUUUUCCUGUCCAUCACCUGGAUCUCCUUCAGUUCUUCAGCUGCUAAGCCAACCAUCUACUCCGUGUAUAAUGCAAACUUCAGAAGAGGGAUGAAAGAAACAUUUUGCAUGUCUGCCAUGAAAUGUUACAGAAGCAACGCAUACACCAUCACCACCAGCUCCAGAAUAGCCAAAAAGAAUCAUGUUGGUAUUGCAGACAUCCCAGCUCCGGCCAAAACUGUCACCAAAGAUGCCAUCUAUGAUGCUUUUAACAGAGAAGAAAAGGAAAAAAAGCUUGCCUGGCCUAUUCAGUCCAAUCCCCCCAAUACAUUCGUCUAGUUGGCUACAUUGCUUUGAAAAAACCACUAUAUAUCCACAGAACAAGGAGCUUUAUAUCCUUUCUGAAUCUUGAUGUAUAUUUACAUAUUUUUAACACAGAUUUGGGGAAGAAAACAAGAUGUUUUAUUUUAUUAAAUGCCUUGAUUUUGAUGUGUCCAGUUUAUUUAAUUUCCAUUACCUUCUGCUUUCUGGGAAUACUUUCGCUGAAUCACGGGCAUCCCUUUUCUGCAAAACAGGCAAGCUCUUAGGCUUUCCCUAGGUGGGGAAAUAACGGCAGGAAUAAACACUGCUUU
Molecule: messenger RNA, 6263 nt
Organism: Strigops habroptila (Kakapo)
Lineage: Eukaryota; Metazoa; Chordata; Aves; Psittaciformes; Psittacidae
Gene: GPR19
Product: G protein-coupled receptor 19
Exons: 2
Coding region: 4726-5970 (414 amino acids)
Biological process (GO): G protein-coupled receptor signaling pathway
Cellular component (GO): plasma membrane
Molecular function (GO): G protein-coupled receptor activity
Source: RefSeq, a predicted model, not a curated record